AUGUCGUCCUUCUCACACCUCGUCCGUUUCGAAAGCGAAGAAGAUGGCGCUGUUUACUUUGCCGAUCUGGGUCCCGAUGCGGAUGGACCGCCGUCGCCCGGCGCGAAGCUCAGCGGCGCCAAAACCAUAGAAGCUCUUGCACAAAAGUCCGAAGAAGACAUUGUUACUGUGCGCCGUCUUGACAUCCCAGCAUGCCCGCCCCUUUGGACGAAGCCGGCCGCGGCGCUUGCGAGCCCCGGAGAGGAAAUCCCCGUCAACGACUUCUGCGCCAAAAGUCUCCUGGACUACGAGGGCGAGCUCGUCUUCGUCACGUCAAAGGACGCCAAAAACGUGUCCGCCUCCGAGGCCAAGAACUACAUCCUAGGAUACACAAUCGGCAACGACCUCUCCUGCCGCAUGUACCAGCUCCCACGCUACUCGGCGGGCCAGUUCUUCUUCGCCAAGGCCUUCGAUAAGUUCGCGCCCAUCGGCCCGACGCUCAUCAGCCCCUCCAUCUUCGGGGACGGCUCCGCUUUCGACGUGGUGACCAGGGUCAACGGCGACGUGCGCCAGACGGCCGAGUUCUCCAAGGACCUGAUCUUCAGUCCGGAGAAGAUCCUCAGCCAUAUGAGUCAAGGAACCACGAUCCCGGCGGGCACGGCGGUCAUGACGGGCACCCCGGCGGGCGUCGGGGCGUUCCGCCAGCCCAAGAGCUUUCUGCAGGACGGCGACGUGGUCGAGGUGGAGAUGAAGAAGGUCGGCGUUCUGCGGAACAAGAUCAAAUUUGAGUGA
Colletotrichum chrysophilum is the source of this 771-nucleotide messenger RNA. RefSeq lists its product as uncharacterized. Lineage: Eukaryota; Fungi; Ascomycota; Sordariomycetes; Glomerellales; Glomerellaceae. The transcript is spliced from 4 exons. The record is from RefSeq and is a predicted model, not a curated record. Gene Ontology annotation, molecular function: acetylpyruvate hydrolase activity. The coding region runs from base 1 to 771 and encodes 256 amino acids.